Molecule: messenger RNA, 1455 nt
Organism: Blumeria graminis f. sp. triticale
Lineage: Eukaryota; Fungi; Ascomycota; Leotiomycetes; Helotiales; Erysiphaceae
Source: the annotation of a GenBank genome assembly
AUGCUUGGCCUCCAUUCCAAUCGUCGGACCUCUGUAAAUAAGAAGACCGGUGUGCUUAGAAGACCUUCAGGCAAUAGGUCCUCCAUCGACGAAUUUAAAUCCGAAUGUUUUGACGAUGAGACUACGGUAGUGGAACCCGAUCAAGGCAACGUCCUCACUCACAUUAUCUCACAGCUACGGCCUGGUGCAGAUUUAAGCCGAGUCGUGCUUCCAACCUUCAUACUAGAGCCCAGAAGUAUGUUGGAAAGAAUUACAAAUUUUAUGGCACAUCCAGAAUUUCUUCUACCAGUCCCUCAAAUUGAGGACCCCGUCCAAAGAUUCGUUUCGGUAGUCAAAUUCUAUCUCUCGGGCUGGCAUAUAAAACCUCCAGGUGUAAAAAAGCCAUUAAAUCCUAUUCUGGGAGAGACCUUUACAUGUUACUGGCAGUUUCCUGAUAAUACAAAAGGUUAUUAUAUUUCUGAGCAAACAUCUCAUCAUCCACCAAAAUCCAGCUACUUUUACAUGGCACCUGAACACCACAUUCGAAUAGACGGUUGUCUCAAGCCACGCUCAAAAUUUCUUGGAAAUUCAGUUGCAUCUAUGAUGGAAGGUAUUGCCAUUUUACGAUUUCUUAAUAGGGGGGAUAAUGGGAAAGGAGAACGUUAUAUUGUUACUCAGCCAAAUAUGUAUGCACGUGGUAUUCUCUUUGGUAAAAUGAAGUAUGAGCUAGGUGAUCACAGCUACGUACGAUGUCCAGAACUAGGAAUAAGUGCAGAUAUUGAGUUCAAAACAAAGGGCUACUUCAGCGGGGCUUAUAAUAUGAUCGGUGGCACAAUAAAGAACGAUAUUUCUGGAGAAAUUUUAUAUGAAAUAACUGGACUUUGGAGUGGAGAAAUGACCAUAAAAGAUACAAAGACGGGGAAAAAAGAAGUGCUUUUUGACGCUACAAGGGCGAGGCAUUCUCCCCCCUUAGUCCGGUCCCUCGAAGAACAAUGUGAGCGUGAAUCGCAGAAACUGUGGCAUAAGACUGUCCAGGCAGUUAAAGAAUGUAAUCAUGAAGUAGCGACCGACGAAAAAACAAAAGUUGAAGAUAUGCAGCGAGAUGAGGCUGCAAAACGUGUGGAAAAUGGGGAAGUUUGGAGUCCUCGCCUCUUUAGACCUACCAAGGAAAAUGCUGGUGUCUGCGAAGAGAUUGAAGAUCAGCUCGAUUGGAUUCUUAAUGCAUGCAUUGAUGGGUCCACACCUGAAGAACAAAUCGAACAAAUCCUUGCCAUAACGCCAAUUCUUCCUGGUCAAGAAACUUGUAGCAAUAGUCCUCGAGCCGAAAAUUGCGACGAAAACCCUUGUUCGUUUACAACCCCAGAUUACAGCGGCAUAUCGAAACAAAUUGGAAAAAUUAUCUUGGAUGAUAGCAGUCAUCACUCUGAUCUGUUUGUUGAACCACAAACAUCUGACACCAAAGUAAAUAAAACCUAG